GAAAUAUAUGUGAAAGUGACGUCAUGGCUAGUCCAUAUUUCCAUUGUCUAUCCUAAUUUUUGAAAAUCAAAAUAAUAUAAACAAAUCCCGAUGAAGGAUUUAUCAAGGAAAACAUGAAGAAAUAUCACCAGUUAGUUCUACUUAUCGUAUCAGCUAUAAGUUUAUCCCUAUUCUUGGUAUACCGUCACGAAUAUAACCGUUUGCACUACGUCCUGGAAGUUUUCAACUUUUUCGGACAGCCAUGUAACUUCUCCGAACUGCAAAAGGCUGACUUCGUGGUAGAACAACAUGAUUGGGGUCCUCAACCCAUAUGGCAGGAGGUAGAUAACAGCUACGUCUACUCUGCCUUUUUGACAGGAACCAAGGAUGUGAAAGCCAUUGCCAUAUCUAACGAUGCAAAGAGUGUUCCCAGGAAUUGCUUUCUAUGGUUCGAAGAUAAAAAGAAGCCAACUCCAGGAAAGUUCAAGUUCUCGAAGAUGGCUACCGAUGCAGCCUACAACUUUUUUUGCUCUGGAUCAAAUCCAGAAUCUACCCCCUUUGCAGUGUCCUUUGGCAACAGGCCAGGCAGAGAGAGCGACUUGAAAAAAAUCCUGCUGACGGACACUUCAACUAGUGAACUGCGUAAAAAUGUGACUGUGUGUGUUUCUCCCAGUACGUUCACCAAGAAAAAGUUUAUUGAGUUUAUUAGUUUCCACAAAGUCAUAGGCGUUGAUUCUUUCAUAUUUUAUGAAAGCGACAUCCCUCAUAGGCUUUCUAAGCUGAUAAAGAAUCUGUCACAAAGACUUGAAGUGCAAGUGGCUUUCUUGCCAUGGAAUUAUCCAAAGCGGGAUGCUAGCUCAGCCAGGACAAUAGUUGAAAGUGAUUGUUUAUUGCGGACUUCCCGACAGUCUAAAUACGUAAUAACACUGGAAAUGAACGAGUAUUUGCUACCGAAACAGUCCUUGCAGAGCUUGUUUGAUGAAGUACCCAAUGGCAUACUCAAACUAGCUCUCCCUGUGAAAAAAAUCUGCGUCAACAACUUGACCCCUGAUAAGCCUAUCACAUUACAGAACUACGAAGCCAUCAGCGACUCCAGCUAUAAUGUAGUGCGAAACCUGUUCAGAAACGAUAAUGACAGCCUUGUUGACUUGGGUGUAGUACAGGGCCAAGCUUCGAUCCACAAGUACGUAAGGUGCAACUCUCUACUCUCCAAAACUAUCACGGAUUACAGUAUGAAUAAGUUCUCUACUGAUCUAACAAGAUCAACACUGGUUCAGCUGCUUUUACAGGGACAACUGUGAUUGUUUUAUGGACAGAUGAGAAGGAUGUCUUGAAGAACAUUGAAGAUUACAUUAUUCCUUUUUGUUGAGAAAUAUUUGUUGACCUCAAUCCGGACAGAGAAAAGAUUUGUCGAGACUACUUCUGAUGAAAAAUACUUCAUUGUUUCAGUUUAUGAUGAGAGUUAAGGUUCCCAGUUUUGUAUAUAUUGAACUACAUUAAUAUCCGAAUUACCUCAAUUUCUCUCGAACCCUGAAAAGUGCAUAUCUGUUCAAUUUUCCUUUGAAUCUUUGAAAUGUAGGUACUUAUUUAUAGGUUUGGUAGGCAGAAUAGGAAUCUCCGACGCGAAGUGAAUAAAAGAAACACUUUUUCCACAUAAGAACAAAAACAGCUCCUCCCAAAUUGUGUUUCUGUUACCAAGUUAGCAUCAUCAGGAAAUGAUAAUGACCGAGUGUAUUCUUCAGAUGUUUGCAUAUAAUUAUUUUUUCUUGAAAAAAACUGCUUACUAAUUUUCUUUUCAAUCAUUGAAAAGAAAAUAUCUGUAUAUAAUUGAGAAACAUUUGGAGGAAAACAAUACAGCACUCUCAAUGGAAAGACAAAUUAGUAUUAUAGUAAUUCAGUUAGUAGAUUGAAAUUUUUUCAUUGACUCAGAUAAUGACAACCUGAGAAGUUAUUGCAACUUUUUGAGUAUUUCUUCUGUAAAUUAUUGAGGCUGUUUUUCCUGGCCCACCCUGUAUAUUUGUACAAAGCUGAUUCAUGUAUGUCAAGAUGGUCUGGUUACACUUCAAGAUAUUUGUUUCAAUAUCAUCCAAGAGGAGGAUGUUUUUACUGGACUUCUUGAAAAUAAUGUUAAGUUAUAAAAACUUGUUAAGUAUUUGCGCUUGGCAGUGAAUGGGCUAAACUAGGAUGAGAACAUUGUGGAACGCCAAGAAUAGCAUGAUAUAACUAGCUGGGCACUUCUUUGAAAGUGAUAGAUUCAAACGACAAAAUUGUGAAAAAAUUUAUUAUAAAACUAAUAAAAUAUUUACAUUCAUGUAUAUAUGUAUAAUAUAGAUAUUGUAUGUCCAUACUUAUAAAAAUAAAGUAUUUUUGUUCAAGUGGUAAUAUCUACAAGACUA
Molecule: messenger RNA, 2375 nt
Organism: Leptinotarsa decemlineata (Colorado potato beetle)
Lineage: Eukaryota; Metazoa; Arthropoda; Insecta; Coleoptera; Chrysomelidae
Cellular component (GO): cytoplasm
Source: RefSeq, a predicted model, not a curated record